Molecule: messenger RNA, 543 nt
Organism: Dothidotthia symphoricarpi CBS 119687
Lineage: Eukaryota; Fungi; Ascomycota; Dothideomycetes; Pleosporales; Dothidotthiaceae
Exons: 5
Coding region: 1-543 (180 amino acids)
Source: RefSeq, a predicted model, not a curated record
AUGCAGUGGAAGAUUGCCGACCGAUGGUCAAUUGCUGCUGCUGUGGCGGUCGUGGCUGCUGCGAAUGUGGCGGCUGCUGCAUUAUUCUUCUUGACUCGGUUGUUGAUUCGUCCACCACAAUGUACUGUCCUGUUCGACGUCUGUGUCUUCCGCUGCAUCUUUGUCGUUCUUUCGGCGGUUUCAUGGCUCUGCCGUGAUGUAGGCUUUUCGAAGCUCACAGCUGAGCGAGAUGGGAGCCGAACGGAGGCCAUUGUUUGGGGUGUGUAUUUGAGGACGAGGUUGUUGAGGCGAGCAAGGAGCAGCCGCCUAACAGCAUGUCUGCCGAUCUUGGCUCAUGUGGUGUACUUGGAGCAGCCGUUCAACAGCGUGUCUGUAGAUCUGAGUCACUUGCCACCUAACGAUGGAGUUGCACUUUGUCGUGUGCAUGUUCUUAUGCCGGUGUUGGGGCUUCAUACUAAGCUGACUCCAAAUAUUGACAAGCAGGCAGAGUUCUGUGCAAUAUCCAAAGGACGUGUCUUUCCGCUGAGCCCAGCGCCCGGUUAA